AUGGUUCCCCUAAAGCGCAGACGGAAGGACGGAGGCGCUGCUCCGAUCGCGGGGGUCCAGGAGCGGGCUCCCGUGAACCGCUUCCCCGGCGUUGAGAUCUUUCUCCUGGAGCGCAGAAUGGGGUCGAGCCGGCGCGCCUUCCUCACGCAGCUGGCGCGGAGGAAAGGGUUCCGAGUGCAGGACACGCUCGGUGACAGUGUGACUCACCUGGUGUCUGAGAGUAACUCUGGGGACGAGGUGUGGGAGUGGCUGGACAGACAGACAGGGGGACAGAUGCCCGGCUCGCUGUCCCUGCUGGACAUCAGCUGGUUCACGGACAGCAUGGAGACAGGCAGGCCAGUGGAAAUCCUGGACAGACACAGGCUACAGGUGUCUGCACCCCGCUCCGAUCCAGAGGAACCCCGAAUUUCUGCAUACGCCUGUCAGAGGAGGACCCCCCUGGACCACCUCAACAAGAUCUUCACCGAUGCCUUGGAGGUCCUGGCGGAGAACGCGGAAUUCUCGGAGAGCGAGGGGCGUGGCCUGGCGUUCCGGAAGGCGGGGUCUGUCCUGCGGUCCCUCCCCUUCGCCGUGUCCAGGAUGGAGGAUCUGAGGGGGGUGCCCUGCCUCGGGGAACACUCCCGAAAAAUCAUCCAGGAGAUUCUGGAAGACGGGGUGUCAGGGGAGGUGGAGGGGGUCCUCCGGUCCGAACGCUACCGAGCCAUGAAGGCGUUGACAGGUGUCUUCGGGGUGGGGGUGAAGACAGCUGACCGCUGGGCGAGGGAGGGGCUUCGGACCCCCGGUGACCUCUUGACCUCUGGGCACAGACUGUCGAGAGAGCAGGAAGCAGGGGUGCGGUACUAUGAGGACCUGAACUGCCCGGUAACAAGGGCUGAGGCGGACGCCAUUGGUGAGAUUGUGAAGGAGGCGGUCCACAGCAUCCUGCCUGGGGCUCGAGUCACACUGACGGGAGGGUUCAGGAGGGGGAAGGAGGCGGGGCAUGAUGUGGACCUCCUGAUCACACACCCAGAGGAAGGGAAAGAGGAGGGGCUUCUGGGCAAGCUCACCAGCUGGUUGGACAGCCAGGGCGUGCUGCUGUACCAGCGUGUGAGUGAAGGCUCGGGCGGGCGGGGGAGGGAGUCUGGCCCCAUGGAUCACUUCCAUCGGAGUUUCUCAAUCCUCAAACUGGGAGAGCAGCCAGGAGCCCAGCCUGGGGCCUCGAGUGCCGACCAGACCCAGGAGGCAGCAGCCCCCCGCGGGCAGGGCGGGGCCCAGGGGAGGGGGUGGAGGGCGGUGCGAGUGGAUUUGGUGAUCUGUCCCUACAGCCAGUAUGCAUACGCCCUGCUGGGCUGGACCGGGUCACAGCAGUUUGAGAGGGACCUGCGUCGCUUUGCCAGUCAGGAGCGAGACAUGAGUCUGAACAGCCACGGACUGUACCAGCGAGAGCAGAACCGGUACCUGCCCGCUGCUUCGGAGGAGGAGAUCUUCACUCACCUGGGACUGGAGUUCAUCCCCCCGCCCCAGAGGAACGCCUGAGACCCCCCCCCCCCGCACCCCCACACAACACACAGACCCCCACCCCAGCCCAGCCCAGCCCAGCCCAGCCCAGUCACACAGCCCCCCCCUCACACACUGAGACCCCCAGCCCAGCCCAGCCCAGUCACACAGCCCCCCACACAACACACAGCCCCCCACACAACACACAGACCCCCAGCCCAGCCCAGCCCAGCCCAGCCCAGUCACACAGCCCCCCCCUCACACACUGAGACCCCCCCCGCCGCACCCCCACACAACACACAGACCCCCAGCCCAGCCCAGUCACACAGCCCCCCCCUCACACACUGAGACCCCCCCGCCGCACCCCCACACAACACACAGACCCCCAGCCCAGCCCAGCUCAGUCACACAGCCCCCCCCUCACACAA
Molecule: messenger RNA, 1904 nt
Organism: Acipenser ruthenus (sterlet)
Lineage: Eukaryota; Metazoa; Chordata; Actinopteri; Acipenseriformes; Acipenseridae
Product: DNA-directed DNA/RNA polymerase mu-like
Exons: 11
Coding region: 1-1515 (504 amino acids)
Biological process (GO): double-strand break repair via nonhomologous end joining
Cellular component (GO): nucleus
Molecular function (GO): DNA binding; DNA-directed DNA polymerase activity
Source: RefSeq, a predicted model, not a curated record